Molecule: messenger RNA, 2550 nt
Organism: Diaporthe citri
Lineage: Eukaryota; Fungi; Ascomycota; Sordariomycetes; Diaporthales; Diaporthaceae
Exons: 5
Coding region: 1-2550 (849 amino acids)
Cellular component (GO): cell periphery; cell septum
Molecular function (GO): chitin synthase activity
Source: RefSeq, a predicted model, not a curated record
AUGGCUACAUCAUGGGCCGUCAAGGACAUCGUGUACACGUCGAUAGUGGGCGUAGUAAUGUUGGCUGCGCUCCUGGAAUGGUUCCUGUGGAUCGGUGCAUUUCUGUACUGUCUCUGGAAGGUCUUUCGCAAGUCUGAACACUGGACUGUAAAUGUCCUGGCAGUAGUCGUUGCUGUUGCUUUCCUGUUGCUGAGGGCCAUCUUCCUGCCCAUCAUGGUGGUGACCCUGCCGCUGCCGAGCCAGAUAGUCAGGUACUGGCCCGCGGAGAUGGUGGACUUCCUCAUGUGGUUCGCCUUCUGGUCCUUUGCGGGCCUGCUGACGGUGCCGUGGCUGUUCUGCGUGUAUCAGCUCGUCGUCAUUGUCAUGCCGUGCUACAAGGAGGAGCCGGACGUUCUCAUAACAGCCAUCAACUCCGUGGUUGACUGCGAUUACCCGCCGUCAUGUAUUCACGUGUUCCUGUCAUUUGAUGGGGACCAAGAAGACGAACUCUACCUGACCGCCAUCGAGAGGCUCGGUGUGCCCCUGACGCUUGAGACCUACCCCAAGAGCAUUGACGUAGCCUACAAGGAUGCCCGGAUCACCGUCUCGCGGUUCCCACACGGGGGCAAGCGGAACUGCCAAAAGGCGACCUACAAACUCAUCGACAGGGUCUACUCGGAGUACCUCAAGAUGAACGACAACCUCUUCAUCCUCUUCAUAGACUCGGACUGCAUCCUGGACCGCAUGUGCCUGCAGAACUUCCUCUACGACAUGGAGUUCAGCCCGGGCAACCAGCGCAACAUGCUCGCCAUGACGGGGGUGAUCACGUCGACGACCAAGAAGCACAGCAUCAUCACGCUGCUGCAGGACAUGGAGUACAUCCACGGGCAGCUGUUCGAGCGGUCUGUCGAGUCCGGGUGCGGGUCGGUGACGUGCCUGCCCGGGGCGCUGACGAUGCUGCGGUUCAGCGCGUUCCGCCGCAUGGCGAAGUACUACUUCGCGGGCAAGGCGGAGCACUGCGAGGACCUGUUCGACUUCGCAAAGGACCACCUGGGCGAGGACCGGUACCUGACGCACCUGUUCAUGAUCGGGGCCAAGCGGCGGUACCAGAUCCAGAUGUGCACGUCGGCCUUCUGCAAGACCGAGGCGGUGCAGACGUACGCGUCGCUGGUGAAGCAGCGGCGCCGCUGGUUCCUGGGCUUCAUCACCAACGAGGCGUGCAUGCUGACCGACUGGCGGCUGUGGCGGCGGUACCCGGUGCUGGUGCUGUACCGCUUCUGCCAGAACACGAUCCGCACGACGGCGCUGCUCUUCUUCGUCAUGGUGCUGGCGCUGCUGUCGACCGAGAAGAGCAUCGCCGACCUGCCCGUGGGGUUCAUCGCCGUCUCGCUCGGGCUCAACUGGCUCAUGAUGGUCUACUUCGGCGCCAAGCUGCGCCGCUACAAAGAUCUGGCUCUACCCCAUGAUCGCACGUGGGGAGGACCCAGGGCCGACGCCGCCGCCGCGGACAAGAACACGACCGUGCAGGAGGCCAUCGAGCACGCCGAGCAGACGGGCGACGACCUCAACAUCAAGCCCGAGACCUUCAUCCCAGCCGUGAUGGAGCAGCAGCAGCAGCAGCAGCAGCAGCAGCAACGGGACAAUAACCAGGAGGAGGAGGCACGUACGGCCGGCCAGAGGAGGCGCAGGAGGGCAUCGGCCAGGAGGGGAGGAAGGGACGGCGGAGGCCUCGGGCGCACGAGGAGCGUGCUGCAGCCGCCGCCGCAGGUCGAGGGCCUGUUCGCCGCGCCGCUGAGGACCGAGGGCGGGGUCUAUCGGUACCCGGACCCCGGGGCGGAGUCGAGCGGGAGCACCGACUUCUCGUCGUCCACGGGCGCGGAUGCCAGGUCCAACAAGAGGAGGAGGGCUCCUCCUGCUGCUGCUGCUGCCGCCGGUGCUGCGAUGAAGGCCAGGCCCGAGGACGUCGAGAUGCGGGGGUCGUCCCCGGAGAGCUGUACACUGUCGAACAGCACCGCUGGCAUGGGGAAAGGGAAGGGCGCCCUCGGCGGCGUCAGUGACCGCCCCGGCUCCUCUUACGUGGACGGCCUGCGGUCGGGGCUUUCCUCCGUGGUGUACAUGCCCCGCGAGACAACGACGACGCCGCCCGAGCUGGAGGUUGGUGAUAAGGACACCAGCAGCCACGACGACAGCGACGACGGCCUGGCCGUGAUGAACGAGGAGGACAGGCGCAAGUACGAGAUGGCGCACGCGCGGCAGGCUAAGAGGCUGUCGCACCCGCAGGCGGCCCCGCUCCUCCACAUGUACGAGCCCGCCCACGCCGCCGCCGCGGAGACGGGCUACGCGGAGACGCUGCCGGGCACGCCGGUCAACGGCAGGUCUGUGGAGGGCCUCCGGGAAGCUGGCGGGGACGGGUUGGUGGUCCCUUCUGCUGAUGGUGGUGGUGGUGGUGGUGAGAGACGGAGGGGGAGGAGCCCGCUGGCCAGUCAAGUGUAUGUGAGGGUUCCGUUUGAGGAUGAGGGAGACCUGGAGGAGGAGGAGACGGGCUCGUCAAGCCAUGGUGGAAGAAGAUAG